AGGAAAUAUUGAACCAGUUCGUCCACUUAAGAACAGAAGGUGAUUAAGGCAGAGGAGCAGGUUGUACAGAAGAUCUGAGCUGGUUCCUGAAUCCUGGAGUGGGACACCAAUAAUGGCUUUUACUCCAAUAAAGACUGAGGAUGAAUCCUCAGUGAGGAUCCUCAGUUUGCAGAAAGGCCAUGCAAAGAAGAUUGAUGGACUUCACCAAACAAAAAAGCAAUGGGUACACAGAAAGAUCUUCCCGAUUACCCUGGAAGCUGAUCUCAGAUGCGGGUCAAUAAUCAAGCAAAGCAGGUUCCACCAGGUGAGAUACACGGACCCCCAACCUAGGUGGAAUCAGUGGGAGAUGCCAUUCUUUGCUGGAUCUCAGUGAAGGAAGAACACCUUCUCCAGCUGCGAUUGAGGUACAGGAGAUGGGUCUGACUCUCAGUGUUAAUUUUGAAGCUCAGCUCAGGUGCUGCAUAUGUCUGGAUGUCUUCACCAGCCCAGUCUCCACUCCAUGUGGACACAAUUUUUGCCAGGCUUGUUUACAAGGCUACUGGGACAGAUGUGAUCGCUAUAGCUGUCCACUGUGCAAAACGAUUUUUGACGAAAAGCCAAAACUGAGUAUCAACUGUAGCUUCUCUGAAAUAACUGAAUUAUUCAAGGAGUCAAGACAAGCAACCUGUUCCAAGAUGGAGCUGGAAAGGACCAGAGCUGAUAUUCAAAAGUUUAUUCAGGAAAGAUGGAAGAAGCUGGAGGAGAUCCAGAAAUCAGUUGAGCUCAGCAAGAUCAACUCCAGGAGGGUCAUCGAGGACAGUAUCCAAGCCUUCACUACCCUGGUGGGUUCCAUUGUGAGGAGCCAGAUAGAGUUCGUUGAGAAGGUGCAGGAGAAGCAAAAGGCAGAGGAGACGAGGGCAGAUGGGUUCAUCAAAGAGUUGGAGAAGGAGAUGACGGAGCUGCAGAAGAGAAACGUUGAGUUAGAGCAACUCUGGCACACUGAGGACCUCAUACACUUCUUACAGAGAUCACCUAUGCUGUGCACCUCCCCACGUGAACAGGACUGGACCGAGGCCACCGUUCACGCUGAUGUCGGUGUAGGGACAGUGAGAUGUGUCACGUCUGGACUGAAAAGGGCAUUUAAAGAAACUGAGAAUUUCUUCUCUGCGGCAGAGUUCCAGAGAAUGCAGCUGCAUGCAGUUGACGUGACGCUGGACCCAAGCACGGCAAACCCUUGGCUCGUCUUGUCUGAGGAUGGGAAGCAGGUUUGGGAUGGUGACACUCAGUUGCAUCUCCCGGACUGCCCUAAGAGGUUCGACAGCUCCGUCUGUGUCCUGGCGAAGGAGGGCUUCACCACAGGGAGGCACUACUGGGAGGUGGAAGUGGGAGAAAAGGUAGCCUGGGACAUUGGGGUGGUCAGAGAGACAGUCAACCGGAAAGGCAUCAUCAGUGCCAACCCCGAGGAUGGCUAUUGGACCAUGUGUCUUCGCCACAGCAACAUGUACAGUUGUUGUGGGACCUGUUGUUUUUCCCUGCCCCCAAACAGGCGGCCCCGGAAGUUAGGGGUGUAUCUAGAUUAUGAAGAGGGUCAGAUUUCCUUUUAUAAUGUCGAUGUCCAAUCUCACAUGUACACACAUCGUCACACUUUCACAGAGCGCCUCUACCCAUUUUUCAGUCCGUACACGAACGACGACGGGCCUAAUACUGCCCCGCUGGUCAUUUCUCCUGUCAGGAUGGCAGCUCAGUGAAGCAUGGGAGGGGCAUCAAAUUUUAACUGCGAUGUCAAGUACCUGUAACCGGGUCGCUGGGAGGGGAAAUUAGCAGCCAUUCAAAUAUCACGGCGGGUAGGAGGGAAUUUCCUACAAUUUGACAAUCAAUAGUGCCAUUUCCACUGUCCCUGAGUACUUGGACUAAAUAGUGCGAAAGCCAUCUUACUAUAGCAUAAAAAGUGUGAAUCUCGUUUUAGCUAUAUGCCUUUGUAUAUUUUCAUAUCUGUUUUGUUUUCAUCUGAGACUCAUUUAUUAGAGAGGCUACAAGAUGGCCGACACUCAGUUAUACUCUUGGAACUCGCAAAACCAGUUCUAAUGACAGCUUAUCUCUGUUGCUGAAAAUGAAAACAAGAAACCUGAAGCUGAUAUGCUUCCUAGGAAUGUUUACUUCAGCAGUAACGUUAACAGGAAAACAACAUUUCCUAGGAAUUCUAAUUGUUUUACAUUCUUCUUUCCAAAGGUAUUUCCUCAUUCAUUUCUGCAGUAGAGGUCUCAUCUCUUAUUUUAAAACAUCUAUGUGUCAUUUACAAGACUUAAAGCAUGUCAAAAUAAACAUUAUGCUGGAAAAUGUUGCCUUAUGGCUGCCCUGGGCAAACAAAACAGUAUGGCGUAAUAAUUUUCCAUUACACAUGCUUGACUGUGAAUACAGAUUUCAGCUGCAUUGAUAAAUGUGAACAAAUAAGAAUGCGUGAAUAGAAAUGUUCAAGAAAACAAAUGUAUUAAUUAAGUAGGCAUUGCUGAAAUGUGAAGAUAUUUCCCCCGUAAAUGUGAUUCAGAAGUAUCAUUUGCAUCAUUUAUUCAAAUGUUGUUUAUGUAUUUUUUUUUCUUGUAUUUUAUUUUCUUAUUUUUAAUUUAUCAUUUUCCUUCGUCCAGCAUGGGGUCAUGAGCAGUCAGGGGCCUGUACUCUUUGCUGGAGAAUAGCAGUGAGCAUGAGGACUGAUCACACCAUACCUAAGACACACAAGGCCAUUGCAGGAUCAUGGUCUCCUUGUUCUUCCCCCAGACCAAAGAUAUGCAAUUGACUGGAGUCUUUAAAUGGUCCACACCAUUGUGUAAACUGCCCUGAGAUGGACUGGCACCCCGUCCAGGGUGUAUUCCAGCCAUGUGCCCUAUACUAUAUAGACUCCAGGUCCCCACAUAAUCCUGACCUGGAAAACAGGUUAAAAGAUGGAUGGAUGGAUGGAUGGAUGGAUGGAUCUCUUUCCUAUCCAUUCUUAUUUAUAUAUCUUCAACAGUUUUUUUGUCAAAAUCUCUCAAACCUGUACUGUAUUAUCCUCAAAAGCAAUUCUCACUUUACCGGUAGUAAUCAUGUAUUUCACCCUGAAUACGAGUUUAUGCUUUGUAUCUUACAGUAUAUGCCUUAUGUUGAUAAAGUUCACUGGACGGACAAUCAACAUAAAUCACUGGAUUUAUCAUUUGUAUUUGAUUUUGAAAGGCAAAAUAAAUCAUUCAAGAAUG
Messenger RNA from Brienomyrus brachyistius, 3206 nucleotides. Its product is annotated as zinc-binding protein A33-like. The coding region runs from base 414 to 1727 and encodes 437 amino acids. The record is from RefSeq and is a predicted model, not a curated record. Gene Ontology annotation, molecular function: protein binding. The transcript is spliced from 8 exons. Lineage: Eukaryota; Metazoa; Chordata; Actinopteri; Osteoglossiformes; Mormyridae.